UUAUGACCCGCGCUGAAGCUCCCAGUCCCGGCUUUCACGGUGCUGUGGUCGGUGGUCAGGAACUGUCUUCCUCCGCUUCCCCGAGCCUCUUCGCGGUGUUGCCGCUCUCUCCGCUGCCUGCUCUUCCGGAUCAUGGUGUGCUUCCGCCUUUCUCCGGUGCCCGGCUCGGGGCUCCUUCUGCUCUGCCUCCUUCUGGGAGCUGUCUCAUCUUAUGCAUUAGAACUUAAUUUGCAGGAUUCAAAAAAUGCCACUUGCCUUUAUGCAAAAUGGCAGAUGAAUUUCACAAUAAGUUAUGAAACUACAAGCAAAAGUAAUAAAACUGUAACCAUUUCAGACCCUAGCAGUGCAACAUAUAAUGGAAGCAUCUGUGGUGAUCAUCAGAAUGGUUCCAAAAUUGAGGUGCAAUUUGGAUCUGGUUUUUCCUGGACUGCGAAAUUUACAAAGGACGUGUCUACUUAUUUAAUUGAAAGUAUCUCAUUUUCCUAUAACACUAAUGAUAGCACAACAUUUCCUGAUGCUAAAAAGAAAGAAAUUUUUACAGUUCAUGAACCUGUGGCACUCAAAAUUCCAUUGGAUGAGAUCUUUAGAUGCAAUAGUAUAUUGACUUUAGGAAUGAAAGAUGUUGUCCAGCACUAUUGGGCUGUUCAUGUACAAGCUUUUGUCCAAAAUGGCACAGUGAGCACAAAAGAGUUCCUGUGUAAUGAAGAUAAAACUUCAACCACUGUUGUGCCCAUUACUCCCACAACUUUACCAUCUCCUACUCCUACUACAACACCUGCUCAAAAGGAAAAGCCAGAGAUUGGAUCCUAUUCAGUUAAUAAUACCAAUGGUACUUGUCUUAUGGCUUCUAUGGGGCUGCAGCUGAACGUGACUCAAGAUAAGGUUGUUACAGUUAUUAACAUCAAUCCAAAUACAACUGACUUCACUGGCAGCUGCCAUUCUCAAACUGCUCUGCUUAGGCUAAACAGCAGCAACAUUAACUAUCUUGACUUUGUCUUUGCUGUGAAAAAUGAAAACCGAUUCUAUCUGAAGGAAGUGAAUGUCAGCAUGUAUUUGGUUAAUGGCUCUGUUUUCAGCACUGCAAAUAACAACCUUAGCUACUGGGAUGCCCCCCUGGGAAGUUCUUAUAUGUGCAACAAAGAGCAGACGAUUUCAGUGUCUGGAGCAUUUCAGAUAAAUACCUUUUAUCUAAGGGUUCAGCCUUUCAAUGUGAAAGAAGGAAAGUAUUCCACAGCUGAAGAAUGUUCUGUGGACUCUGACCUCAACUUUCUUAUUCCUGUUGCAGUGGGUGUGGCCUUGGGCUUCCUUAUAAUUGUUGUCUUUAUCUCUUAUAUGAUUGGAAGAAGGAAAAGUCGUACUGGAUAUCAGUCUGUGUAGCCAAUUAAAUUUAGUGCAAUUGGUUGUUUGAGAUAUGCAGACUAACCUCAGUGAAUUGCUAGCUAACUUGGGCUUGAGUAGCACUUAUUUAAGGAAAAAAAGUUUUAAGACCAAUUUCCUUUGUUUUUAUAUUUUUCCUUUCUUUGUUAAAGUAUAAUUGAAAGAAAAAUUGUGGCUUAGAAUAUGUUUUUUUAGUAAGAAAUAAUUUUAAGCCUCUUGAUCUAAUUAUGAAAGCAUAUCUACUGAAGUAUAAUUUUAUAUGUUGCAGUUACUUGUAUUUUGCUACUUUGACAUUAUUUGCAGAAUCAAAGCUGUUAGAGAAUUUAACUUGCUUUAGGAAAUAAAUUUAAGAAAAUAGUGAAUUCAUUUUUGUGGGAGGCAAACAAAAUUUGGUUCAUAAUAAGACUUCCUUUCCCAACCUCCUGAUCAGGAUUAUUUAAAUCUGUGUUUUUCUGCCUGUUAAUAAAGGAAGGAAAGAAAUGGCUUCACAAAACUGUGUUCAAUAGCAAAAGUCUGGCUCUUCACUGUUAGUGGCUACUAUAUUUUAAUGAGGAUGCCUUUUUCUUUUCCUUUGGAGUUUAGACUAUACUGAUUAUACAGACUUGACAUUUAUGCCAAAGGAUGAAGUAAGAUCUUUGUCUUUUUUUUUAAGGUGUUGAUAUAGAGUGGGUUAUGGUUUUUUUAGGGUUAUGAUUUAGAAUGUUUUUUUUUUUCCUUUAGAGCCUUAACUUGUUCAGAAAGUUAAUCUGUCCUU
This is a messenger RNA of Pipistrellus kuhlii (Kuhl's pipistrelle), 2131 nucleotides long. It is a transcript of the gene LAMP2, whose product is annotated as lysosomal associated membrane protein 2. The record is from RefSeq and is a predicted model, not a curated record. The coding region runs from base 133 to 1377 and encodes 414 amino acids. NCBI's taxonomy places the organism in Eukaryota, Metazoa, Chordata, Mammalia, Chiroptera, Vespertilionidae. Gene Ontology annotation, cellular component: membrane. The transcript has 9 exons.